AUGGCUGCAGCUUCACCCCCGCGUCACUUCAAAAGACCCCUCCAUCGGCGGACCCCCUCUAGUCUCGAAAUCGUCCAGGAGGAAAUAUCCAACAUGGCGACCCCAGAGGAUGCAGAUGGGAGCGGCCUACCCAAGUCGAGAUCAGAGCCACAGCUGGGAGUUUUUGAGCUGUCAGCGCGUCCGACACCAGGCGACUCUACCCAUGCUGGCUCGGCGCUACUCGAUGAGCCAGUCUCCUCCACCAACCCGCAGCCGCUUUCUACACCUGGCCUCUCCCGUUCUGCCUCCUUCUCCAACAGCUCCUAUCAUGAUGAGUCCGAUUUUGAAGAUGCCGCCUUUUUCCCGCCCGUCGAGAAGCUUACCAUGUUCGACUUUGUCGAGAACCUCGCCCUAUCGCAGCGCAUCGAGAAGAUACAGAGCUCCAUAGCUUCCCAGACGGAGAGGAUCAAGAACCAGGCAAAGAACCGGGGCAUUACAAAAGAUCGCGUCGUGGAAGAAUGGCGACGGAGAGUUCCAUCUGAGGCAGAACAACUUGAGAAAUACAAGAGGCGCAUGCGCCACUCGGUGGAUCGUCUAAAUCGCCGCUGGAACGAGUCGCUCACUGUCACUGCGCGUGAGAAGGCUUCCUUCAUUGCUGCCGUCAUGAACAUCUUCGUCUCAGGAUACCUUGUCGGGUGCCAUCCGGAUCUACUUCCACACUGGUACACUGCGCAGUUACUCUACUUCAUGCCUCUUCGCUUCUUCACCUACCACAAGAAGGGCUACCACUACUUUCUCGCAGAUCUGUGCUACUUCGUCAACAUACUACUCGUUUUGAGUGUGUGGGUCUUCCCGCAGUCUAAGCGUCUGUUCAUUGCAACAUACUGCCUCUGCAUGGGAAACAACGCUGUUGCCAUCGUCAUGUGGCGUAAUUCGCUUGUCUUCCACAGCAUGGACAAGGUUGUCAGUUUGUUCAUCCACAUCAUGCCCUGUGUCACGCUACACUGCCUUGUUCACCUGCUUUCGCCAGAAUAUCAGCAAGAACACUAUCCCGCCAUCUACGAUAUCCGCCACUCCGAUCCAACUUCACCCCACCAUUACAGUCUGCUGCAGAUGAUGCUGUGGGCCACUGUACCGUACGCUUUCUGGCAGCUGGGCUACCACUUUCUCAUCACAGUACGCCGCCGUGACAAGAUUGCGGCGGGUCGGCCUACUAGCUUUACAUGGCUGCGGAAGUCGUAUGCCAAAACAUGGAUCGGCAAGAUCGUUCUCUCGCUGCCCGACUUCCUGCAGGAGCCUGCCUUCAUGUUCAUCCAAUACAGCUAUGCUGUUUUGACCAUGCUACCAUGCCCGGUUUGGUUCUGGUACCGCUGGCCCUCAGGUCUGUUCCUUAGCGUCGUCUUCAUCUGGAGUGUCUACAAUGGCGCCACCUACUACAUCGAUGUCUUUGGUAAUCGCUUCCAGAAAGAGCUUGAACAGCUCAAGGCGGAUAUGGCCAAAUGGCAAGCGUCACCUGAAGGUGGCUUUACGCCCUUCACACCAAUGGAGGGCGGAAAUGAGAAGCAACUAGGUUAUAUCCCUCCACUCGAAGGCUCUACAAGCGUCAAGCCCGUGGAUGGAGAGACAAGGGAAAGGAAGUAG
Molecule: messenger RNA, 1620 nt
Organism: Alternaria alternata
Lineage: Eukaryota; Fungi; Ascomycota; Dothideomycetes; Pleosporales; Pleosporaceae
Exons: 2
Coding region: 1-1620 (539 amino acids)
Biological process (GO): phosphatidylcholine biosynthetic process
Source: RefSeq, a predicted model, not a curated record